Molecule: messenger RNA, 627 nt
Organism: Ectocarpus sp. CCAP 1310/34
Lineage: Eukaryota; Phaeophyceae; Ectocarpales; Ectocarpaceae
Source: the annotation of a GenBank genome assembly
AUGCCGCGAGAGCUGGAGGACCUGUUGAACGAGUGCUGGAGCAAGCUUGUGGAACCGGGCGCAUGGCUAUCGUACGACGAGCAGAUGGUGAAGAGCACGGCGAGAGCGAUGUUUGCGUUGAUGAGGUUCAACAAAACGAAGCCUAUCAAGACCGGAAUAAAAGGCUGGGCUAUUUGCUGCCCGUCCGGCUACUGCUUCGUCCAAAGCAUCGACGGCGGGUUCAGUGGCGACAUCAAGCUAAGACCGCACGCGACUUGCCCCCUUGGGCGGUCGGCACGCACGGUCCUUUACGUACUACUCGAGGCGUGCCCGACCUUCUCCGACAAGAUCGUCGGCUCUGGUAUUACCGUGGCGAUGGACAACUUCUUCACGGGUGCUUCCCUUCUGCGAUGCCUCGCUACGCUCGACAUUUUCGCCGUAGGGACUCUACGCGGCAACCGCACCGGAGUGGACCUCGCCAAAAAUCUCUGGGACAAGGAGGGCCUCAAGGCGACAGAGCGUGGUGAUAUGCUGACGGCCCGCUCCGACGAGCUCAUCAUCGUCAAGUGGAUCGACUCCCAGGAGGUCUACCUGAUGUCGACGAAGCAUGUUUUUGAGGACGAGUGGGCACCUCUCGCCUACGAGUGA